AUGCAAGUGCUAUAUCAAAUGAAUUGUGUAAGGAAACACAUUUUGAAAAGCAAAACAUAUUAUCUCUAAGUCCUUGAAGAUUCAAUGAUCUUGAGUGAACAUAAAAACAUGGUCAAUCCUAAGUAUAUAAUACAAUUUAAUUUGGAAACAAGAGUGAUGUGGAAGGUUUCAGAACAAGAUGAAUUAUCUUCAUUUGGAAUCUACUAUGUCAAUCGAAUUAAAUGGUUCGACUCUGACCAUAAUUAACUAAAUCUACUGAAAAUUCACCUAUCUCCUAAAGUUUUUUUGGAAAUAUCUCCAUUUUUUAUGAUUCUGGUUCCAUAAUCGGAUCUGGAGCAUCUUCAAAAGUUUGUUUGGUUAAAGUAAAGAAGAGUAUUCUUGAAUUUGCAGCCAAAUGCAUUUCUAAAAAGUAUCUCUUGUAAAAAAAGUCAUCUGAUCGCAUGGUAUCAAUUUUCUUAUUCAUUAUUAGAAUAGAUUAUAAAGAUCGAUCAUCCUCAUUUCGUGAAGUUGCAUGAAAUCUACCAAGGAGAGAACUCCUAUUAUUUGGUUACCGAUUACUUAGCAGGGGAUACUCUUUAUAAUUAUAUUAAAACAUUCCCAGAUGAUUAGAUACCUCCUCAUUAAAUCAGGGAAGCUAUCAAGAUAAUAUUGACAGCCUUAAAAUAUUUGGAAAUUAACAAUAUUAUCCAUAGAGACAUAAAAUUAGAAAAUAUCUUAUUAUAAAAAUAAAACGACAUUACUUCAUUAAAGAUAAUUGAUUUUGGUUUAGCUAUCUAUGCAUUACCUGAACAAAAAGUAAGCAUUUGUGGCACUCCUGGAUACAUUGCCCCUGAAAUACUCAAAAAUUCUAAUGUUGAUGAUUAUUUCACUCCUAAAUGUGACAUUUUCAGUGCAGGAGUCAUCUUUUAUAAAUUAUUGACAAAGAAAACAUUGUUUCGUGCACAAAAUACAAUGGAAAUUAUGGAACAAAACAAAUUAUGUCAAGUCAAUUAUUAAGAUAUUUAAUAUAAAUUAUAAAAAGAGGCAGUUAGUUUGUUAAAAUCUAUGUUGGAUCCAAAUCCUAAAACUAGAUUUUCAGCAGCUUAAUGUCUUGAACAUCCCUAUUUUAGUUGUAAACUUGAAAAUAUUAAUAUUUUACAAGAAAUCUUAGAUAAAGCUACAGGAUUUUCUGGUCUCUCAUAAAUUAAAGAAUAUAAGGAUACCCAUUCUAUUGGAUAGGAAUGUUAAGCAGCUCAAAUUAAGAAAUGCAAUCCUACUUCUUAUCGAGUCAGGGCAGAAUAAAGAAAAAGGACGAAAAGUCCAAGGAAAUAUGCUGAAUUUCAAUUUUAUUGUCCAUCCUUUUGUUAAAUGAACUCUUUUGAAAGUUUAAGUAGUAAGGGGUCUUCAUCGUAUUCAAAUAAAGUCUCCAGGAUUGAAAACCUAAUUAAUGAUAGAUUAGAUUCAGUUAUUGAGGAUGAUGAAAAAUUUCAAAAAAAUGUUAAGUAGGUAUUUUAAACUUGA
This is a messenger RNA of Paramecium tetraurelia, 1500 nucleotides long. RefSeq lists its product as uncharacterized. Gene Ontology annotation, cellular component: nucleus; cytoplasm. Gene Ontology annotation, biological process: mitotic DNA damage checkpoint signaling; protein phosphorylation. The transcript has 7 exons. NCBI's taxonomy places the organism in Eukaryota, Ciliophora, Oligohymenophorea, Peniculida, Parameciidae. The record is from RefSeq and is a predicted model, not a curated record. Gene Ontology annotation, molecular function: ATP binding; protein serine/threonine kinase activity.